AUGAAGGCCGCCACCAUCAUCGCUACCAUUUUCGCCGGAGUCGUCAUGGCCUCUCCCGUCGCCAACAAGGCCAGCGGAGCCGGCGAGGCCAAUAUUGAGAAGCGCUGCCUCUACGACAGCUGCCAGGACUGCUACAGCGCCACUCCUCCCCAGGGUCCCGGUAACAUUGGCGCCUCGACCGGCCACAUCAUCUACUGCGCCACCUCCUGCUGCUAG
This is a messenger RNA of Verticillium nonalfalfae, 216 nucleotides long. RefSeq lists its product as uncharacterized. Bases 1 to 216 code for a protein of 71 amino acids. The transcript has 2 exons. The record is from RefSeq and is a predicted model, not a curated record. NCBI's taxonomy places the organism in Eukaryota, Fungi, Ascomycota, Sordariomycetes, Glomerellales, Plectosphaerellaceae.